This is a messenger RNA of Plenodomus lingam JN3, 3234 nucleotides long. RefSeq lists its product as uncharacterized. Gene Ontology annotation, molecular function: ATP binding; ATP hydrolysis activity. Lineage: Eukaryota; Fungi; Ascomycota; Dothideomycetes; Pleosporales; Leptosphaeriaceae. The record is from RefSeq and is a predicted model, not a curated record.
AUGGAAAAUCGUCCCUUGACCCCGGUGACAAUUCCUGAUACCGAUCCGUUAACAAAUGGCCAUUGCGAUGCUACGAACAACAAACUUAAUUCUAAAUCUCAGGACCAUGUCCCUAGCAAGCACAAGCCGCUUCAAAACCCAGCAGUAGAACCGUCAAAAGAGGGAGACACUGUGUCGCGGGAAUUGUUGGCCCAGCUGAAAGCUAAUACAGAGCGUCUAGAGGCUCUGGAAAGUAAAUACGAGGCUGUGAAAGAAAAGCUGAAAGCCGUCGCCGCCGAAGAAGGAGGAUCACAAGACGAAGCUGCCGACGAGAAGAAGGAAGAAGACGAUGACACAGCCUCGAUAGCUUCAGACCUUGCCGAGGAUGAUAUCGAGGAGACAAGUAAGAGCGGGAAAUCCGAACGACCAAAAUUCAUGGAAAGUAUCAGAUAUGUCAGAUCCGACGAAUGGGUAAAGUCAAAUCUGGCAAGAAACUACAAGAUUGCUGGAGACUUUCCGAUCCCAAAAAACUUGUCCCUUGUAGUUUCUCAGAGACAUGUAAGCCCUAGCAGUAUAUAUUUCAGUGAAAUGACUACAGUGGAUAAACUCUCAAGCGGUGCUGCUUCUGGAACGAUACCAUCCCCCGACAGACUCGCCAUCACUUGCGCGGCUCUGCUGGCUGAAAUUGGACGCAUCUCAGGAACAACCACUACCGAUCGGAACAACAUACUCCUUCGCCCUUUCAAGAACGUCAUACCCUUUCGAUCGGAAAUUGAAGAGGCAUUGCGGGCAAACCGAGAACUAUUCAAAGAACUUCAAGAGAUGAAGAGAAAGAGGAGAGCUCGAUAUGACAAAGCCUGCAAGGAGGCUGAGGAAAACGAAACCACUCCUCCUCCGAAAGAAGAGAAUGAUCUGGAGACUGAAGACCGAGCAAAGCUGAGGAAAGCUGCGAAGCUGUGUGUUGGGUUGCGCUGCUUGCUACAUUUUAUUGAUCACGACAACGCGGAAAUCAUGGAAAUUCGCAAAGCGACAUGGAAUGCAAACUACGAGAUUGCAUUCGAACAUCUUUGGCAUGUAUUUGAGCCUGGCAUGCUUGUGUGCCCGAAAGGGGACAAAGAGCAGGCAUAUCGCGUUCUCAAUGUGGGUGGAGGGCGACCUUACGGUGAAAGCGUGGACCAUAACGGGGCACCCUUGGCAGGCUCACGUAUCAUGAAGACGACCGAUUUCUUUAUUGAUUGCUUCCACAUUGACUUCAACGGGACUCAUUAUACACCGGCACCCAUCUAUAUCUCCAUCUCACCAUAUGACGGAACGCGGGCACUGAAGAACUUGACUGUCGCUCCUCUGGAUGGACUCUACUCGAAAGAAGAGGCACAAGAUCUGAAGGCGAGGCUCAUAGCAAGAGGGAAGAGGUUUGAGAAACUGGCCGAGGUCACACAUCAGCGCUACUCAGGCCUGAGCCUGCAAGACAAGACUUCAAGAUGCGAGGAAAUUGAUGGAGACGUCAUCAUCGAUUUCGCACUGGCUUACAAGAACAAUAUGCCUGAUGUAAUACUACCGGUAAGGGAUAGGCCCGAACAACACAGUAUUUGGCCAGACGUCAGCUUCAAAUUGCCUGCGCCCGCCAGCGCGCUUCUACAGGAAUUGACCUCGCCGGACAUACGAGAGACAAACGAACCUUACAGAGGUUGCAAUGUGGAGGACUGCACCACCUGCGAGACGAAUACAGUGCACGAUGACAUUGGUUACGAGCUACUUCGGCGGUCAAAUUUCUUGAAUGAGCAUUCGGAGAUUCUGAAGGAGACAGAGAAGAAGCUUCGCAAUGACAGGUACAUGUUGUUGCCCUAUCGCAUGUAUGGUUAUGUGCUGCUGAGUCGCAAAUGGUACCCAUUGGAUAUUGAUCUUCUCGAGGACAUCGUCGAAACUAAGAGCCAGUCGGACGGUUUCGAAGAUCUCGUCCUACCCGAGGACCACAAGGAAAUAGUUCGUGCGCUCGUCAAAACGCACGCUCGUGGACCUACUUCGACGUCCGACAAAGAGGCUAGACCUACUCGCCAGAUGGAUCUGGUCAAGGGCAAAGGCAAAGGUCUCAUUAUAUUGCUUCAUGGAGUCCCGGGAGUCGGCAAGACCUCCACAGCAGAGUGUGUCGCUGCGCACACGCAUCGUCCCUUGUUUCCCAUUACAUGUGGUGAUAUUGGAGGUCAAACACCCCGAGAAGUGGAGACAAACUUGGAAUCGUACUUUGAUCUUGCACGCAAAUGGGGAUGUGUCCUACUACUCGAUGAAGCGGAUGUGUUUUUGGGAGAGCGAACCAAGGGUGACAUUCUACAAAACAGUUUGGUCUCCGUCUUUCUACGAGUGCUCGAAUACUACAGCGGAAUUCUCAUCCUCACGACAAAUCGCGUGGGACAGUUCGACGAGGCUAUCAAAUCCCGUAUCCACAUCAGUCUUUACUACCCACCUCUAGACCGAAAGCGCACUUUGAAAAUCUGGAAAAUGAACCUACGACGCCUGAAAGACGAAAAUGAGGCGAAGAGCGCCGCCCAAAGUGACAAGUCGCAAUCACCGCGGAAAUCGCUUCUGCCAUACAUCGAGUUCAACCACAACGAGAUUAUGGACUUUGCAAAAGGCCACUGGAAAAUCUGUCAACAGAAUAAAAGCAACUGGAAUGGACGGCAGAUCAAGAAUGCGUUUCAGACUGCGAUUGCGCUUGCGGAGUGGGACCGAAUGACGUUUCAGAAGAGAUGCAAGAUCAAGGAAGAGAUCCCCGUCAGUCUCACCAAGGAGAACUUCAAGAAAGUAGCCGAAGCCAGCGCUAAGUUCGAUGAAUACCUGGUAUCCGUGCGUCGUUCUGACGCUGCGAAUGCUGCGGACAAGCGGAACCGCAAGGAUGAGUAUCAAGACAGGGGGAAACAGACUGAGUAUGGCAUCGCUUAUCCCACACUUGAAGAGAGGAGGGCACAGCGGAAGAAGCCCAGUCGUGCGCAGAUAGAAUCCGAUGACGACGACGACGACGACGAAGAUGAAGACGACAAUGAUAACGUCGAGGAAUCAGAAGACAGCUCUGAAGAAGAGGAGAGCACGCCUGUGGAGACGAAAGUGCAGAAACUCACAAAGAAGACGAAGAAAUCGCAGAUUGAAGUGCCAGUGAAGAAGGGGAAAAAGUCUCGUAAUGCCGUCUCGAGCAAGAAAUCUGGUGGACUGCGUAAAGAGAUUAUUGAAGACGAUUCCGAUCUUGACACUUCGGAUGAUUGA